AUGUACCUCCAGGGCGGGCCCGCCGUCGGCUACGGCGCCAGCGGUGCUGGGCUGGGCUACGCCGGCGGCGCCUACGGCGCAGGCUACGGCGCUGGCUACGGCGCAGGCGCCGGCGCCGCGGGCUGCGCGCCCGCCUGCGCCGAGGGCAGCGCCUGCCUCGGCUGCGGCCCAGGCGCAGGCGCAGCCUGCGCCGAGACGUGCGGCUGCGGCGUCUCCGGCUGCGCGGGCGGCGCGGCGUGCUGCGGGGGCGGCGGAGGCAGCACGAUCCUGUCCUACGUCGGCGCCGGGGGCGACUACGUCCAGGAGACGACCUACAGGUACGUGGGACACGGCGCGGGCGAGUUCGGAGCCAUCCGCAUCCCAGGGCGCGGCCCCAACUGCUGCUGCUUCCUGAUCCCGCUGCUGCUGCUGCCCCUGCUGCUGCUCCCGCUGCUCCUCUUCGCGCUCGCCCCGGGGAGCACCACGACCACGACCACGACGACCACGCCGUUCGUGCCGCCUUCGACCCCGCCGCCAGACACGACGACCACGACCAAGAAGACAACGACGACCAGGAGGCCUCCGCCCCCGCCCCCGCCCCCGCCCCCGCCCCCGCCGCCCCCGCCGCCGCCCCCGCCCCCGCCCCCGCCGCCCACAACCACGGAGAAGCGGAUCAACUGUGGCGAGGGCGCCCCGGAGUCGUGGGACGCGGCCAAGAAGGUGCAGUGCUGCUUGAUGGAGAACAAGGGCUGCCCCACCACGUCCACGUCGCCCUGCCCCAUAGACUGCAACGCGCGGCGGCGGACAACGACCUCGACGCGCUGCAGUGGGUCCGUGGCUGGUCCGGCGAGAAGAAGCUCUACUGCUGCAAGACCGCCAACCGGGGGUGCCCGUCGGAGCUGCCGCCCCCGUCCGGCCUGCCCCCGUCCGGCCUGCCCCCGGCGCCCGACGAGAGCAAGUACGACUGCGACGCGGGGUACCACCACUGCAUGCACUGCUUGGAGAGCUGUCCUGGUCCCCGAAGAAGAUCAACUACUGCUGCGCCAACUUCCACAAGGGCUGCAAGGGCGAGGAGCCGGCGUGAGGGGCCCGCUCUGGCGAGAGACCGCGCCAGGGGCGCUCGGGGACCCCCCCCCUCCUCCUCGCUUCUGCCUCCCCCUUCCCCCCCCUGCUUCCCCAGGCGCCCCCGCGCCCCGCCGGGCCGAGCGCUUUUUCUUUUUUUCUUUUUUUGUGGCUGGCUCCCGCCGGGGGCAGCGCCGCGGCAGAGCUGCCCCGCUCGCGCGACGGCGCCCCGCGGUGGCGCCUGCAGACCACAUGCUGCCAUGCUGGGCGCGCCCGCGGCAAAGCGACCGGCGCGCGCCUCGCAGUGAGGCCCGGGCCCGUCGGCAUCCUGAGUAUCAGGGCUGA
This is a messenger RNA of Prorocentrum cordatum, 1386 nucleotides long. The record is from the annotation of a GenBank genome assembly. NCBI's taxonomy places the organism in Eukaryota, Dinophyceae, Prorocentrales, Prorocentraceae.